GAAUGGAGUGCAUGCAUGCUACCGUGCUGAAGAACCAACUACUUUAAAAAGCCUGUCACGGCCAGAUUUAGCUUUCAGUAGCAUAGAAACGCCGCGAUCGUUCACAACAUUGUGCUUGGGCAAUAUCGCAUCGGUGAGGGUGGUACUCGGUAAAUAGGGGUGUAAAAGCUCAUGAUUUUUUUUCAUUCGUUUCGGUAACCUGUUGCAUUUGAACGUUAUUUUUCGUGUGUUGGAAGUGACGAUUGCUGAUUCGUUCAAGCGUGAAAUUUGCUUCGGUGGUUUUGUUCCGUGGCACAACAAAACGAUCAUUAAUUCAAGGUGCCGUGUAACAGUUAUUGAUAUUGGUGUCAUUGAGAAAUAGAGAUUUGGGCUUUCGGAUUCAAUCAGUACUAGAAAAGAUGUUUUGUUUGUCUAAUUUUCACGCUAACCUUGUAAGUUUUCUAACAAAAAUUGUAAUGGGCACUAAUCGGUUUGAGGCUCCUCCUGUCACUGAAAUGCAGGCACCUCAGUUCAAGGAGUUCGCCAAGGAAAUGGUGGACUACAUUGCCGACUAUCUGGAGAACAUCAGAGACAGACGUGUUCUCCCAGAGGUUCAACCGGGCUACCUGCGCCCGUUGAUUCCAACGGAGGCUCCUCAGCAGCCGGAGAAAUGGCAAGACGUGAUGGCCGAUAUCGAGCGGGUCAUUAUGCCCGGAGUAACCCAUUGGCAUAGCCCCAAGUUCCAUGCAUACUUCCCAACGGCCAAUUCCUAUCCAGCCAUUGUGGCAGACAUGCUAAGCGGUGCUAUUGCCUGUAUUGGCUUUACGUGGAUUGCCAGUCCAGCGUGCACGGAACUGGAAGUUGAAAUGCUCAAUUGGCUGGGUAAGAUGUUGGGAUUACCGGAAGAGUUCUUGGCUAGCUCUGGAGGUCAAGCUGGAGGUGUGAUUCAAGGAACGGCAAGUGAAGCUACUCUCGUUGCUCUUCUCGGUGCCAAGGCCAAAACCAUGAGGCGGGUGCAGGAGGAACAUCCAGAGUGGGAAGAGUCCUACAUUAUUUCUCGGCUGGUGGGAUACACCUCAAACCAAUCGCACUCUUCGGUAGAGCGAGCGGGAUUACUCGGAGGUGUGAAACUACGUUCCUUGAAAGCCGACUCCAAUCUUCAACUACGUGGCGAGACACUGGAGGAAGCAAUCAAACAAGAUUUGGCCGACGGUUUAAUUCCGUUUUAUGCGGUUUGCACAUUGGGUACUACCAACACAUGUGCUUUUGACCGUCUGGAUGAACUAGGCCCGGUUGCCAACAAGCACAAUGUUUGGUUACACGUCGACGCUGCUUAUGCCGGAUCAGCAUUCGUUUGUCCAGAGUAUCGUCACCUUAUGAAGGGAAUCGAGACAGCGGAUUCAUUUAACUUUAAUCCUCAUAAGUGGAUGCUGGUGAAUUUUGACUGCAGUGCUAUGUGGCUGAAGGAACCGUAUUGGAUUGUCAACGCUUUCAACGUAGAUCCUUUGUAUCUGAAGCACGACAUGCAAGGAUCGGCACCCGACUACCGUCACUGGCAGAUUCCACUAGGUCGCCGUUUCCGUGCAUUAAAGUUAUGGUUUGUUAUUCGUCUGUAUGGAGUCGAGAACAUACAAGCUCAUAUUCGUCGUCAUUGUGCUUUCGCUAAACAAUUCGAAUCACUCUGUUUGUCGGAUGACCGUUUCGAAAUAUUUAGUACCGUUCAAAUGGGUUUGGUUUGCUUUAGGCUUAAAGGAACCAACGAAUCAAAUGAAGCUCUGCUUAAGCUAAUUAACGGUCGUGGCAAAAUACACAUGGUUCCUUCGAAGGUCAACGAUACGUAUUUCUUGCGUAUGGCGGUUUGCUCAAGAUUCACAGAAGCUGCCGAUAUUGAAUUGUCUUGGAAAGAAGUUGCUGCUGCAGCCAACGAACUGAUGAAAAAGUAAACUAGUACGAAAAGGUGUUCCUGAUAGUGUGCAAUGUUAACAUCUCUCUCAAAGAAAAUAUGAAUUUGAAAACUUGUUUUAGGUGGUUUAGAAUGGUAUACUCAUGUGAAUAAUGUUGAUGUCUAUAUAAAUCGCAAUACAAGAGGCCGGACCAAACGAUGUAGAGUAAAACCAGUCCAUUGAUGUACAUAAAAAUGCACUUUUUAAACAUCGUAUUCUCAUUGUUAUAUUUAAGAUGUCCCUUGAUGUUGAGUAAGUGUUGAAUGUGAAAAUAAAAUAUUUAUAACAAUCAAAA
Messenger RNA from Malaya genurostris, 2217 nucleotides. Its product is annotated as aromatic-L-amino-acid decarboxylase-like. NCBI's taxonomy places the organism in Eukaryota, Metazoa, Arthropoda, Insecta, Diptera, Culicidae. Bases 399 to 1922 code for a protein of 507 amino acids. Gene Ontology annotation, biological process: serotonin biosynthetic process; amino acid metabolic process; catecholamine metabolic process. The record is from RefSeq and is a predicted model, not a curated record. The transcript has 6 exons. Gene Ontology annotation, molecular function: aromatic-L-amino-acid decarboxylase activity; pyridoxal phosphate binding.